AUGUGUCUGUCGGGUCGACACAAGUACGGCCACCAUCCAGGCACGGCGCGCAGUCAUCGUCAACUAAGACUAAAGUUCGUGAAUCGGCCGCGGAUCUUGAGCUUCAGGAAGCCACAAGCCGCUGUGUUCGCUGCCUCGGCCGUAGCCGACAAGUCACUUCGUCUACAGAUAGACUGGCGCAAGCACGGUGAGCUGAUCAACUACGCGCUGUCGCAGCGCAUCAUCAAGCACCCGCUCGAUCACACGCUGUUGAUCACCAACACGCAGGAUGACGACACGGCUGACUACACGUGCGUCGCGACGGCGUACAGCCGCGAGAACGACGGGGCCGUUCUAGACACCGUGCGAGUGACCGCCAACCUCACCGUACAGAGCCGGCCCAACAGACCAGGCAACGUGAUUCUGACGAGUUGUGACAAGCGGUCAGCGAACGUGCAGUGGACACCGAUGGGUGACAACCGCGCGCCCAUACUUAACUACAUCAUUCAGUUCAACACGACCUUCGAACCGGACAUCUGGGUGGACCUGGAGAACAAGGUCUCGCCGACGACACGGCAGUACCGCGUCGACAUCUCGCCGUGGUCCAAUUACACGUUCCGCGUGAUCGCGCACAACAAGAUCGGCAACAGCGUGCCGAGCGAUGCGACGACAGUGUGUCGCACGGAUCCGGACACGCCCGACAAGCACCCGGAGAACGUGCGCGGCAACGGCACGCGCCCAAACAACAUGGUCAUCUCGUGGACGCCGAUGACACUGCUGGAGCAGAACGGGCCGGGCUUCCGCUAUCAGGUGAAGUUCAAGCGGCACGACGACGCGAACGCCGUGUGGGAGACGGUGAACAUCAACGAAGCACGGAACAACACGUACAUCGUGUGGGGCACGAACGUCUACGAGCCGUUUGACAUCCAGGUGAAGUCGUUCAAUGUGAAGGGCGAGGCCCCCGUCGCAGUGCGCACCUACGUGGGCUUCUCUGGCGAGGACAAGCCUCUCAUCCAGGUGUCAAACUUCCAGCUGGAGAAGGUUCUCGGCCCGCGGUCAGCAAGCUUCCGCUGGACGGCGGUCGACCCGACCGCUCGCGACAUCAACGGAGAGUUCCAGGGAUACAAGGUGCAGGCGUGGGUGGCUGAGGAGGGACUGGAGAAUGUGCGUGAGGUGCGAGCGCUGCCGAACGCCAGCAGUGCGGUGCUGGACGUGUUGAAGCCCUACUCGGACGUGCUCGCUCAGAUCUUCGUCUUCAACGCCGCCUACGACGGCACGCCGAGCCCCGCCAUCACGUUCCGCACGCCCGAAGGACGUGAGUAG
Molecule: messenger RNA, 1302 nt
Organism: Priapulus caudatus
Lineage: Eukaryota; Metazoa; Priapulida; Priapulimorpha; Priapulimorphida; Priapulidae
Product: neuroglian-like
Exons: 8
Coding region: 1-1302 (433 amino acids)
Biological process (GO): cell-cell adhesion; brain development
Molecular function (GO): cell-cell adhesion mediator activity
Source: RefSeq, a predicted model, not a curated record